CGUUUACAUCAACUUGCUCUGUUUAGACAUUUUGUUGAUGACAUUUACAGGUCUUGAUCAUAAUGUUUCUGGGCAGGGAGUGAGUCUGGCCCAGGCAAGAGAGAAGGGCCAGCUAGUGUUUUUUGAAGGACUGAAGAAUUCUAUUGGAGUUAUAUUACAGGAGGACACCAGUCAGGAGACACAACCCUUGAGUUAUCUCAGGACCCCAGGUGCUGGACUGGAAGGUCUGUUCAGAUUUGUGGAACGUUCUGUGCGUCAGAGUGGAGAUGGUUAUGCUGGUGAAUCAUGGGGUCCUCCGGUGUUACUCAUAGAUGAUCUCAGUGUGCUCCUGAGUUUAGGUGUUAGUGUUGGAGCGAUACUAGACUUUACCCUCUACUGCCAAGCUGCUGUGUGCUCUGAGUUACAGGGAAAUGUGGUUAUUCUGGUGAGAUGUGAGGAGGAGGAUGCAGAUGAUGAUGAAGAGGGAUCAAACCUGCUCCAGAGGGGACUAGUUCAUCAGUGUAACUUGGCAUUACAUGUAGAGGGGUUACCAACGGGCUACUGCAGGGACAUACAUGGACAGAUGGAGGUUUGGUGGCGACAGGGAGAAGAGACCAUCUACAACCAACGAAAAAUAUUUCAUUUUAAAGUCCAUGAUAAAGGAGCAUCGUUUUUCGCUCGAGGGACUUCUAGUGCUGUUCUCUAAGUUUUCAAAUGAAUAUAUAAGUUUUUCACACAAUCUCUUACUGAAAUAAUGUCAUUAUGAAGUUUGUUUUAUAUAAAUACAUAUAUUUGUUUGUAUUUAUCACCAGUUGCUGUUGAUUUGUUCACUUGUUUGCUGAGACAAUUUAGUGUACUAAUAUAAUGAGUGCUUGUAACAUGUACAUCAAGAUCUGGAACGAUGAUGCUAGUUGAUGUUGUUGUUUCAAGGAACACAAGAACAAAGAAGAGCUCAAGAAAAAAUCCAUACCUAGGUUGGAAAUAUUUGAUUUCUCACCGAAUGAG
This is a messenger RNA of Sinocyclocheilus anshuiensis, 984 nucleotides long. Its product is annotated as elongator complex protein 6-like. NCBI's taxonomy places the organism in Eukaryota, Metazoa, Chordata, Actinopteri, Cypriniformes, Cyprinidae. The record is from RefSeq and is a predicted model, not a curated record. Gene Ontology annotation, biological process: tRNA wobble uridine modification. Bases 38 to 685 code for a protein of 215 amino acids. The transcript is spliced from 4 exons. Gene Ontology annotation, cellular component: elongator holoenzyme complex.